This is a messenger RNA of Penicillium brasilianum, 687 nucleotides long. The record is from the annotation of a GenBank genome assembly. Lineage: Eukaryota; Fungi; Ascomycota; Eurotiomycetes; Eurotiales; Aspergillaceae.
AUGUGGUUGGUCCAGCAAACUAUGUGUCGCCUAUCCCUGAGACUCAAUUCAGCCGAGGCAGCCCCUAUUCUGUGCGCAGGGACUACUAUAUAUGCUGCCCUGAAACGCAGUGACAUUCGACCAGGGCAGUGGAUGGUGAUUGUCGGUGCUGGUGGUGGACUUGGUCAUCUGGGAGUGCAGCUCGCCAGCCGGGGCAUGGGCUUGCGUGUGAUUGGCAUCGAUCACCCGAGCAAGGCAGAGCUUGUUCUCUCGUACGGCGCAGAGCACUUUGUGGACAUCACCCAGUUUUCCAAAGAUGUUGAAGAAACUGCUCUUCCCUCCCACUUUGCGACACUGACCGGCGGACUUGGUGCACAUGGUGCAAUUGUCUGCACUUCUUCCGACGAAGCUUAUGCUCAGGCCCUGCGCUUGCUGCGUUUCAACGGGACUCUGAUCUGCGUUGGUUUGCCAGAUCAAGGAACGAAACCUAUUGCCUCAGCCUGUCCUGCCGAGAUAAUUUCCAAACAAUGCAAAAUCAUCGGGUCGGCCGUUGGCAAUCGUCAAGAUGUCCUCGAAGUACUUGACUUUGCAGCUCGCGGGAUUAUAAAGGCUCAUGUACGCGUUGAAAAGACAGGUUCAUUGACAAAAGUCUUCCAAGACAUGCAUGAGGGGAAACUGCGAGGAAGGGUUGUGCUCGACUUACAAUAG